Molecule: messenger RNA, 2535 nt
Organism: Poeciliopsis prolifica (blackstripe livebearer)
Lineage: Eukaryota; Metazoa; Chordata; Actinopteri; Cyprinodontiformes; Poeciliidae
Product: circularly permutated Ras protein 1-like
Exons: 20
Coding region: 196-2400 (734 amino acids)
Biological process (GO): endoplasmic reticulum to Golgi vesicle-mediated transport; intracellular protein transport; COPII-coated vesicle cargo loading
Cellular component (GO): endoplasmic reticulum exit site; COPII vesicle coat
Molecular function (GO): SNARE binding; zinc ion binding
Source: RefSeq, a predicted model, not a curated record
GACAAGAUGUCAGAGCAGCAGACAGAUUUCCUGCUGCUGGUUCCCUUGAACGGAUCGACCCAACGCUUCCGGCUCUGUCUGUCGGUUGAGAGCGGAGCGGUUCUGAGCGGAGCGGUUCUGAGCGGAGCGGUUCUGGUCGGGCCCGGAGCCUCUGGAUCCGGAUCGUUCUGUGUGAAAGUCGUCUGACUGAAGCCGAUGGAGUUCGCCUGCGGGUUUGUUUACGUGCCGCCGUCGCUCAGCCGGAGGGAAGUCCAACGAUCCGGCGGCAACGCGGCCAAACGCUCAGCCCUCCUUCCUCCGGUGAAAGGCCUUCGUCCUCGAGCUCCUCCUCCUCCUCCUCCUGCCCACCUUAAGGUCAAAGGUUACAAAACCUCUGGACAGCAGGAGAGAAACCAGGAAGUCGGAUCCUCCAAACCCGUUUCUGUCUUAUUGAACCGUCCAGAACCGGAGGCGGAUUCUUGUCCCGCAGGAUCUGCAGCGACGCCUUCCAGAAGGACCGCUCUUCUGCCGCCAUUUAUGAAGCCGACAGUGAAUCCUGAACCUGAACCGCCUCAAACCUCCAACAGCAAUCAGUCGCUUUGGUACUCAAAACAGGAAUCUGGUCCAAACAUGGAGACGACAGAGAAUCUUUACGCCUACAUUUUACCAGAAGGCCGAGGCGCAGAGGCCUGGCUUCCUGAUGGAGGAAUCGCGUCUGGAUCUGCCCCACCGCUGCCUCCAAGACCUCGGUUUAUGCCUCCAACCCCGGAGUACAUGAUGGUUUUAUCCUCGCCUCCUCCAUCCAGACCUCCAUCCAGACCUCCAUCCAGACCUCCAUCCAGACCUGCCAGUAAAGAUCCGGGUCCUCUGCCUGGAAAUCCCAACAUCGUUCUCAUCAGUUUGGGAAAGUUGCUGUCAGAGGAAAGAGAGGUUCCCAGUCAUGGGAAGUCCAUGAUGUGUUCAGAAUGUGGGUCGGUUCUGGACAGUGAGGCCAAAAACCAGGUUAAAGUGUGCUACUUUUGUCAGCGUGAGGAUUUAACUAGACCGUCCAGACUUCCUGUCGGUGUGCAGAAAGAUGAUUUGUUUGUGCUGAACCCUGAAGAGCAGCCGCAGUCCAGCAGCGACUCGCUGCUGCUGUUCUGCAUCGACGCGUCCGGCUCCAUGAGCAUCACCUCCGAGGUGUCAGAACCGGGGCAGAACAUGCGCAGAACCAGGCUUGAGUUUGUCCAAGACGCUGUGCUGCAGUGUGUCCAGAAGCUGAGCGACCAGCAGCCAGACGCCCGAGUUGGACUCAUCACUUUCAACUUCCAGGUCACUGUGUACGAAUGCAACAGUUUCCAGUUGUAUCAUUUCAGCGGCGCCGAGCUGAACGACCAGAGCUUCCUGAUGGCGGCGGCGGCCGGGCUGGCCACGCCGCUGCCGCUGGCGCAGACUAAAGCUUCCCUGCAGAGACACAUUGCAGGAUUAUCAGCAAAUGGAGAAACGGCUCUGGGUCCGGCUGCCCUGGUGGCUGUUUCAAUGGCCUCCAGGCUGCCAGGGUCAAAGGUGAUUAUCUGUACAGAUGGAAAAGCCAACGCAAAACUGGGGAAUCUAGAAGAGGAGGACAACGACGCUCGCGCUCUGCUGUCGUCCACCAUCUUCUACCAGAACCUGGGGGAGUUCGCCGCCAGCCGGGGGGUGACCGUGUCCGUGCUCUCCAUAGAAGGAACAGACUGCCGACUGGAUGAACUGGGAAGACUGGCGGAUCGAACUGGAGGGAAGGUUGUAAUAGCGAGUCCCAACCAGCUGCACUCAGAGUUUGAAGAGAUCGUUGAAAACAGGACCGUAGCUACACACUGUGCCGUUACGCUCCUGCUGCCCAAAUCUCUGCGGCUGAAAGGAGAGAGGGAGGUGGGACACAAAGGGACCAGAGAGGUGGGGAAUGUGAACAUGGACACUGAGGUCACCAUGCAGUUUGGAGCUCAUGAACACACAGAAGUGGCGUCGCCACCUGGUGGCAGCCGUGUCACCGUGCAGCUGCAGGUCCGGUACCGGAGGAACGGCCGGGCUCUGCUCCGGGUGUUCACUGUAGAGAGAGAGGUCACUGAUGACAGCUCGGUGGCCCUGUCCUCCCUCUGCCUCGCCAUCGUUCAGCUCAACUCGCUGCAGGCCAGCGCCGCUCUGGCCGUCAGAGGCCGCUUCCUGGACGCCAGGAAGGAAGGAGCAGAGCAGCAGCGGCUCAUCCAGCGAGCCAUAGAGCAGAACCAGAGAGCAGAGGACCAGCAGAUGUACCAGGACUGGGUCAGAACCAUGGAGCCCAUAAACCACAACAUUCACACUCUAACCAGGAGGAGCGCUCUUCUGUCCUACUCUGAGCCUCUGACAGACGCUGGUGCAGCUCUGCUCAUCACCAUGAAACACAGCAACAGGAAGUCCAUGUAGCCGCCGCCAAACGUCACACAAAGGCUCCGAGUUGCUUUCUAUAAUUAUAUGUAUAAUUAUAACAUUAUACACAGGAAAUCUUAAAUUAAAAUGUGCUUUUAAUUCGUUUUGUAUAUUAAAAUAUAAGACUAUUCA